AUGGCGCACGGCAGCCCCAUGCAUAAGUUAUACAAGUCUAUUAUUGAAGAUGUGAUUGAAGGUCUGUGGGAACUCUUUGCAGAAGAGGGUGUAGAGGAACAGGUUCUGAAAGACUUGAAGCAGCUUUGGGAAACCAAGGUGAUGCAGUCUAAAGCUACAGAAGGCUUCUUCAGACAUAGCCACCCUUGUCCACAGCUUACCCUGCAGCUGCCACACAACUUUCAACACGUUCUGCAGGCUUCAGCAGCUUCUUUAGUCAUCCCAGCUGGCAGAGGUUUUCCCCAUUUCAUGACACCAGACCUGGGUGCUUUGCCAGUGGAUGCAACUCUUACUCUUCCUUCAACUAUUACUUAUCCUGUCCAUGUACCAGCUGGAGUGACACUACAGACAGCAUCUGGGCAGCUUUAUAAGGUAAAUGUGCCUAUUGUGGUUACACAGGCCUCAGGUGAUCCAAGUACUCUACAUCAGCCUGUUCAGCAGAUAUUUCACCCAGCUGGGCAACCUCCAGUUCUGCAAGCCAGUGUUGCCCAGGUGAAUGCAUCUUCUGCCCAGGCAGCUGCUGAAACACUGCAUGCCCAGGAGACUGCUGCCCAACAGACCAUAGUAAAUCAACCAAAUGUCGUGGAAAAAAACCACCAUGAGAACUCUGUCAAUACUACAUUUGUCCAGCAGCCUUCUGUGUGUCAGCAGCAGCUUGCAACUAGCACAGUGUUUAAUCAGCAUGCAGACUCAACAGAAACCCCCCAUCAGGGCAAUCUUCACACAGCUGUGUUUACUCCAGAAUCCCCUGAAGGGUUUUCUCCUCCGGAAUCCUUGGCAAGCAACUCCAGCAGUGUACUGCUGGAUGUGGAGGGGGUGAUAGACAUUGAGCCUCUGGAGUCAGUGCAACAGCAGGUGUCUGAUGAUAUCAUUGACCUGAUUAUCAUGGGCAAGAGCAUGGAGGAGAACACUGUUCACAAAGAUCAGGACAGCACUGCUACCUCUAACAAAAUGGAACCUACUGAGCAGAUGGAAUCUAAUUUACAAUCAGAGAAGGGUUUCUGCCGUGAUAUUGAAGACAUAAUUCAGCUAGAUGGAACUGGUGAUGUUUCUCCCAAGGAAGAAAUACCACAUACAGAAGAAGAUAAGGAAGAGAAUGAAUUCAUUGGCAUUAUUGAAUCAGAGGAUCUAAAAGUUCUGGAGGAUGAGGAAGAUGAUGAAGAAUGUGACAGUAUUUCAAACACAGAGUCUAGUAGCAGUGGUGGUGUUAAAGAAGACCCCCAAAUAGAUAUAGUUGAGGAGGACCCCUUAAAUUCUGGUGAUGAUGUCAGUGAACAGGAUGCUCCAGACUUGUUUGACACUGACAAUGUGAUAGUUUGUCAGUAUGACAAGAUACAUCGAAGUAAGAACAAAUGGAAGUUUUACUUAAAAGAUGGAGUAAUGUCCUUCCAGGGUAAAGACCAUGUUUUUGCAAAAGCCAUUGGAGAUGCAGAGUGGUGA
Messenger RNA from Calypte anna (Anna's hummingbird), 1479 nucleotides. It is a transcript of the gene GTF2A1L, whose product is annotated as general transcription factor IIA subunit 1 like. The coding region runs from base 1 to 1479 and encodes 492 amino acids. The transcript is spliced from 9 exons. Gene Ontology annotation, biological process: transcription initiation at RNA polymerase II promoter; transcription by RNA polymerase II. Gene Ontology annotation, cellular component: transcription factor TFIIA complex. NCBI's taxonomy places the organism in Eukaryota, Metazoa, Chordata, Aves, Apodiformes, Trochilidae. The record is from RefSeq and is a predicted model, not a curated record.